Molecule: messenger RNA, 815 nt
Organism: Olea europaea var. sylvestris
Lineage: Eukaryota; Viridiplantae; Streptophyta; Magnoliopsida; Lamiales; Oleaceae
Product: copper transport protein CCH-like
Exons: 3
Coding region: 99-542 (147 amino acids)
Molecular function (GO): metal ion binding
Source: RefSeq, a predicted model, not a curated record
CAAUAACCAAAAUGUCAUAUUAGCAUCAAUUGAUUUUGAGUUUAUUUUGCUUGCCCAGCAAAACAAAUUUCAAAGUUCUGUUGAAAUAAAUAUACAUCAUGUCUCAGACUGUUGUCUUGAAAGUCGGCAUGUCAUGCCAAGGUUGCGUUGGAGCCGUGAAAAGGGUUUUAGGCAAAAUGGAAGGUGUUGAAUCUUUUGACAUCGAUAUUGAGCAGCAAAAAGUGACCGUGAAAGGCAAUGUCCAGCCAGAAGCUGUUCUGCAGACCGUUUCAAAAACCGGGAAGGUAUCUUCUUUCUGGGAAGCAGCAGAAGUACCAGAAUCAAAGCCAGCUGAAACACCGGCCCCACUAGAGUCAAAGCCUGCUGAAGCACCAGAAUCAAAGCCAGCUGAAACACCAGCCCCACCAGAGUCGAAGCCUGCUGAAUCACCAGCUGAGGCAAAAUCAAAGCCUGCUGAAACGCCAGCUGAGCCAGAAUCGAAGCCUGCUGAAGCACCAGUUGAGCCGGAGUCAAAGCCUACAGAAGUUGUUGUUGUUGCAUAAGAUGUUUCUUUAGUCUCUCGACUCUCUGGGAAUGGAAUUGUGUUGCGUGCUGGAGUUUUUGCACGUUUGUAUGCAAAAUAUAUCCUAUAAAAUUAACUUCUUAAAAGCUCUUUUAUUUUUAUUGAUGUAAUACAAAGCGUACGGUGACACCACUUUGCUUCUAUCCUACCUUUGUACUGUAAUGGGAGUUAUUUUCGCCGUCGGCAUUAACUUGUCUCUUACUGGCUUUUCCCAUGAGAUUAUGCUUUGGAUUUAGAAGCUUUUAAUUCUUCU